ACACGGCACAUUUGUACAACCUUUCAGUAUGUUUUAUAGUUGUAAAUUGCGAGAAAAAUAGACAAGAAGCGUUAUGAAACUACACAAUUUCAGUAUGUAAGGAGAAUUAUAAGAUCAUGACUGGCCGCGGAAGAGGCAGAGGAGCUCUCGCGAGAUGGGAAGCGGCUAAAACAAGCGGAGAGAGUACCUCGCGAGUCGGGUCCUCUGUCUUCGCAAUCUCGAAAGCCGAGAAUUGGGAAGAACAUGAGGUUAAAAAAUCACCAGGCGGCUCAGCUAGAGGUGAUACGCUCGCUAGAGUCACGAAUAUUAUCGACGUGGGACACUUCUGGGCGCAGACAGGUAGUGCUGAUCAACUGAAACAGUUUGAUACCUAUAUGGUGGCCUUGAAUUCAUGGUGCAGUGAACAACAAAUGUCAAGUGUUCAACAAGUUCCUGUGUAUGGCCAAUCAGUGUGUGUCAGACACACACACACUGGUCAGUGGAGAAGAGCACAGGUUACUAGGCUCAGUGACAGCAUGGUAGAUGUAUUUUACUUGGAUUAUGGACAGCCAGAGUGUGUUACAUUGGACAGACUUUGUAAUUCCACUCCUGGUGACAUUGCCUCUCGCCCAGCAUUGGCACGAUACAUUACACUGGAAGGUGUCAAACCUAUUGGUGAGAGAUGGUCAGAGGAGGCUAAUAACAGAUUCAGUGAGCUUGUUUCUAGCAAACUUGCAAUUCAUUUUUCAGACACCUUUAGAGGAAAACUUUAUCUAAGAAAUAGCAUUGGACACGAAGUUUCAGUGGGUGAUAUGCUUAUCUCUGAAGGCUUUGCCCAGAGUUCUGACAGUGAUGUUGGUAGAGGACCAUGGACACAGGAGAACACAAGAGCAUUGAAUUCUGAACAGCAAAAGAGGUUAUAUCAACAAUGGAACUCACUAAUGUUUCAACCAUCAGCAUCACAACAGCCAUCUUCAAAAACAAGUGAUCACUUCAGUGCUGAAAGAAACACACUGACUAGCUCACCCUUCUCAAAAGAGCCAUUUAAUUCCAAUGCUAUUACAUUCAGGAAAAUGCUUAGUCCUCCACAAAUGUAUGACAGUGAAUCAAAGCAAGAUAUGAGUGGGAUUUCCUUGAAUGACAUACCUCUGCCUCCCAAGCCAGACUUUCUUAUGCAGAACAAGGAAAGUAACAAUCUUGAGACUUUUAAUAUCAAGAGAACUGACCCAGAUCCAGUUCAAUCGCUGCGUUCUGGAAGGCCUCAUCUGGCUAGUCCAAGCGAGUUCUUCAGUCAGUCUAGGCCAGGACAAGAUUCAGGACUUUCAAAUGCCAACUCAACAUCUUCAAAGACUGAAUCACCUCCAAAGUACCAACCACCACAUGUAAGAAAUACACAAGCAAUGAUGAAUGAAACAGCUGCCAUGAACACAGAACUCAAGCUAGAGAACUUCACAUUAGCACCAAAAGGCAGCAUACCACAACACAAGCAAUGGUCUCCUUUCUCCAAUUUUUCUUUCAGUCCAAAACAAGGAAGAAAAAAUAUUGCUGCACAGUUUCAAUCAAAUGCUGUAGAUUUAGGAGACGCUCCACCAAUUGAACACCCACAACAACAACAUAACAUUCAACCUUGGCAAAAACCUGAAUUUCUCAAAACACAGCCUCUGAAUGAAAACACAAAGGACAAAACAUUAAAAGCAGAGCUGGAGUGGAAAAUCUGGAAGUUGCAACGAACUGUGAAGAAAGUUAUUGAUCGCAUGGCAGUGGAUGAUGCAGGGGACUACUCGCAUGAGCUUGACCAAAUUAUUGCCAAUAGCAGACUAUCUCAGGAGUUUCAAGGAAUUUCAGAAGUGUCCAUUGUUUUAAAACUGUUACUGGACAAGGUGUUGGAGAAAAGCAAGUUUGACAGUGUGGCUGUGAGAGUGUGCACAAUAUUUAGAGACCUGGGCAUCUUUGAGCUGAGUGAUCUUAUCAAUAAAGUCAUUACUGAGUGUCAAGGGGAAUUAAUGGAGCAAUGUUGUGCAACUGACAGCCGUCAGAGAUGUCACAGAUUCUCAGCGUUUCUUGGGAAACUUUAUUUGGAAGUACUAAAUGAAACAGAUUCCACUGGGUUAAAGUCAUCAGUGGAUGGUAUUGUUGCACACAGUUUACACAACUGGCUGUCAUUUGAUCAGGAUGACUCGGUUGAAAUUCAUAUCCUUAAUUCUGUCUGUCUGACUGGCUUUUUUAAAGUUACUGGACCAACAAUAGACCAAACAGAUGGGAAUGAGAUUUCCAGAUACUUUGCGACGAUCAGGGACCUUGUGCUGUCGCAAGAUCUAGCUCUACCAGUUAAGAGCACUUUGCUAGACAUUCUAUUGUUAAGAGCAUCAGGCUGGAAGGUCGAAGACAACACGGACGAGCAGGAGACUGGAAGCUUGUCCACUGAGGAUGAAGUGUUUAUUGAAGCAGAGGAUGAUGCCACAGAGGUGCAGCCACAAGAGGAGACUGGAGACCAGGAUGACAGUGAAGAAUGGGAUCCUUAUCGCAGAGUCAAGUCAAUGUUAAGGAAUCUCAAAUUGCAAGAUUUGCUACAAAAGUUCUUCGACAACUGCAUUCGAGACUCUAUUCUGACUGCAGAUUGGGAAGAGCUGAAGAGAACUCUUCAGGAAGCUCAGUUUCCUCCGGGUGUCAUUUUGGAAAUCAGAAUGUAUUUAGACAAAGGUCUGUUAGAAAAAGAUGUGCAAAAGCGUUCAGAACCUACCAAAGGCAAGAACACUGCACCAUCCGCCACCAUAACACAAGAACUGAAGAGCGCUUCAAAGUCUCCCUCUCCAACCAAAGCCAUUGAGCAUGGUAUUGAAAUCAAUGAACUGAACCAGGAGCUUCAACAGCUCAUGAUCGGCAACAACCAAGACAAAGGAGGACAAACAAAAAAAAUCAGCCCCCAGAGAGAACUAGCGGGACACGAUGGAACGCCAUACAGUAGGGGCGGAUCCCGUAAGUUUGUCAGCAGAGCUGAGAGGAGGCGGUCAACAGACAGCCCUCAGGAGGAGGUGACCCAUUCGAUAACGGACCAAGCGGAUGAUUUGUUGGAGAAAAGGCCUCGAUCUCCACCGCCUCCUGUCGAGCCCGUCAACUCACGCACCUCUGUAGAAACAAGCCCAGAAGAUAAGACUGUAACUUCAAUGUCGUAUAGUGCUGUGCUUAAGAGCGCAUCGCAGGAUGCACCUAAAAGCGGACCUGCCAGUGCCAAACCAAAUCCGUCCAAAACGUUUUCACGGCCUCCACCCGGAUUUCCUCCUCUCCCUACUCAUGGAGGGGACACAAAGAUGACCAUGACAGUGCUGGGCAACAAGACGAAGACAAAACCCCCUGGGCCACCGAGUAAUACCCCACGAAACACCUCAACACAACCUAGCGGUGCCCCAUGGAACACCCCAACACAACCUAGCAGUACCCCAUGGAACACCCCAACACAGCCUAGCAGGACUCCAUGGAACACCCCAGUACAAACUAGCAGUACCCCACGUAACACCCCAACACAACCUAGCAGUACCUCACGGAACACCCCAUCACGAGCCGACUCCUCCACGAACUGGCGGAACGAUUGCCGGGAAGAACAAUUUUCGCAAGGUUUUGCGAGGCCCGCAAAUUCAUCCCAGCCGGGGCAGGCGAGGAAUUGGAGACGGUUUGAUAAUACCGAAGGCCAGAGUAAAUCCCCUCCCAAAUCUGGAGGCCUUAACGAGGCGACUAGCAGGGAAACGCCGGUCGGGGUUAUGAGCUCUCCAAAUAGUGAGGAAUCGCCAGAACCCCCACCGGUUGUACACGCGCACCGGGCAUUCGGCCCUGGGGGAUUGAAGGCGUGUGUUAUAUGCGGUAGUAAGGAUCAUCUACGGUGCAACGACCGCAGAAAAAUGUUUAUGGACUAAAGGGCAGAACUAACUCGAUUCAAGUUGAUAUCGCGAAAAUGUUCUGCAUUUGAUCCAAGGAAACAAGGAAAGAGUUCGACGCGUUGAGUACUAACAUCUUGCGCAGUACUAGUUUGUGUUUCUGUUUCAGAGAAAAAAAGCAACCGAAACUAUUCGGGAACCUCAACUGAGCACAUGCCGAACAUAGCACAUGCGUGUUGUGGCUGAAAACUCGUGCUGUUUACUGAAGACAGGCACCAGCAGAAGUUUAUCAGUUAACACCAAGCUGAGGUCGUUGGAUAUUAUUUCUUGCCUGGCGAUGCCAUUCCAUUCACUCAGUUACCGUUGCCGACAGUUCAAAUCGAGUCCUGUACAUUAGUGUUUUUUUCUGGGGAGGUGGC
Orbicella faveolata is the source of this 4267-nucleotide messenger RNA. RefSeq lists its product as uncharacterized. The record is from RefSeq and is a predicted model, not a curated record. NCBI's taxonomy places the organism in Eukaryota, Metazoa, Cnidaria, Anthozoa, Scleractinia, Merulinidae.